Sorex araneus (European shrew) is the source of this 7743-nucleotide messenger RNA. It is a transcript of the gene KIF1A, whose product is annotated as kinesin family member 1A. The transcript is spliced from 51 exons. Gene Ontology annotation, biological process: microtubule-based movement. NCBI's taxonomy places the organism in Eukaryota, Metazoa, Chordata, Mammalia, Eulipotyphla, Soricidae. Gene Ontology annotation, molecular function: ATP binding; microtubule motor activity; microtubule binding. The coding region runs from base 206 to 5599 and encodes 1797 amino acids. The record is from RefSeq and is a predicted model, not a curated record.
GCCCGCCCGCCCCGCUGUCCCUCCGGCCGCGACACACCAGCUCGCGCGCAGCCAACCAGCGUCCGGCGGGGCGGGCGGGGGCGCAGCCGUCACGCGGCGCGGCCGUCACAGCCCGGGACCCGCCCGCCGCCGCAGCCGCUCCGGCCGCCGCGAGGUGCCCCCUGCCCACGGCCACCCCAAGGAGUGACUGUCCACAGGCGCCAAGAUGGCCGGGGCCUCUGUGAAGGUGGCAGUGCGGGUGCGCCCCUUCAACUCCCGCGAGAUGAGCCGCGAGUCCAAGUGUAUCAUCCAGAUGACGGGGAGCACGACCACCAUCGUUAACCCCAAGCAGCCCAAGGAGACACCCAAGAGCUUCAGCUUCGACUACUCCUACUGGUCACACACCUCGCCCGCGGACCCGCAGUACGCCUCGCAGAGGCAGGUGUACCGCGACAUCGGCGAGGAGAUGCUGCAGCACGCCUUCGAGGGCUACAACGUCUGCAUCUUCGCCUACGGCCAGACGGGCGCCGGCAAGUCCUACACCAUGAUGGGGCGCCAGGAGAAGGAGCAGCAGGGGAUCAUCCCGCAGCUCUGCGAGGACCUUUUCUCCCGCAUCAACGACACCACCAACGACAACAUGGCCUAUUCGGUGGAGGUCAGCUACAUGGAGAUUUACUGUGAGCGCGUGCGGGACCUCCUGAACCCCAAGAACAAGGGCAACCUGCGUGUGCGGGAGCACCCGCUGCUGGGCCCCUACGUGGAAGACCUGUCCAAGCUGGCCGUCACCUCCUACAACGACAUCCAGGACCUCAUGGACUCGGGCAACAAGGCCAGGACCGUGGCGGCCACCAACAUGAAUGAGACCAGCAGCCGCUCCCACGCCGUCUUCAACAUCAUCUUCACCCAGAAGCGCCAUGAUGCAGAGACCGACGUGACCACCGAGAAGGUGAGCAAGAUCAGCCUGGUGGACCUGGCAGGAAGCGAGCGGGCGGACUCCACGGGGGCCAAGGGCACCCGCCUCAAGGAGGGUGCCAACAUCAACAAGUCCCUGACCACCCUGGGGAAGGUCAUCUCCGCCCUGGCUGAAAUGGACUCUGGGCCCAACAAGAACAAGAAAAAGAAGAAGACGGAUUUCAUCCCGUACCGCGACUCUGUGCUCACCUGGCUCCUGCGGGAGAACCUGGGAGGGAACUCAAGGACAGCAAUGGUGGCCGCCCUGAGCCCUGCAGACAUCAACUAUGAUGAGACCCUGAGCACCCUGAGGUACGCCGACCGGGCCAAGCAGAUCCGCUGCAACGCCGUCAUCAACGAGGACCCCAACAACAAGCUCAUCCGCGAGCUCAAGGACGAGGUCACCCGGCUGCGCGACCUGCUCUAUGCCCAGGGCCUGGGCGACAUCACCGAGACCGGCACUCUGCCCGGAGGACCCAAAUUGACCAACGCGCUGGUGGGCAUGAGCCCAUCGUCCUCGCUCUCAGCCCUGUCCAGUCGCGCUGCCUCUGUGUCCAGCCUGCACGAGCGCCUCCUGUUCGCCCCUGGCAGCGAGGAAGCCAUCGAGAGGCUGAAGGAGACAGAAAAGAUCAUCGCUGAGCUCAAUGAAACCUGGGAAGAGAAACUGAGGCGCACGGAAGCCAUCCGGAUGGAGAGGGAAGCGCUGCUGGCAGAGAUGGGCGUGGCCAUGCGGGAGGACGGAGGCACGCUGGGGGUGUUCUCCCCCAAAAAGACGCCGCACCUUGUCAACCUGAACGAGGACCCGCUGAUGUCCGAAUGCCUCCUGUACUACAUCAAGGAUGGCGUUACCAGGGUGGGCCGCGAGGAUGGGGAGCGGCGGCAGGACAUUGUGCUGAGUGGACACUUCAUCAAGGAGGAGCACUGCAUCUUCCGGAGUGAUGCCCUCGGAGAUGGAGAAGCUGUGGUGACCCUGGAGCCCUGUGAGGGGGCUGACACCUACGUCAACGGCAAGAAGGUCACGGAGCCCAGCAUCCUGCGGUCAGGAAACCGCAUCAUCAUGGGCAAGAGCCACGUGUUCCGCUUCAACCACCCAGAGCAGGCGCGGCAGGAGCGCGAGCGCACGCCCUGUGCCGAGACGCCGGCCGAGCCCGUGGACUGGGCCUUCGCGCAGCGGGAGCUGCUGGAGAAGCAGGGCAUCGACAUGAAGCAGGAGAUGGAGCAGCGGCUUCAGGAGCUGGAGGACCAGUACCGCCGAGAGCGAGAAGAGGCCACAUACCUGUUAGAGCAGCAGAGGCUGGACUAUGAGAGCAAGCUGGAGGCCCUGCAGAAGCAGGUGGAGUCCAGGUACUACCCAGAGGUGAACGAGGAGGAGGAGGAACCAGAGGAUGAAGUGCAGUGGACGGAGCGGGAAUGUGAGCUGGCGCUGUGGGCCUUCCGGAAGUGGAAGUGGUACCAGUUCACGUCCCUGCGGGACCUGCUGUGGGGCAACGCCAUCUUCCUCAAAGAGGCCAACGCCAUCAGCGUGGAGCUGAAGAAGAAGGUCCAGUUCCAGUUCGUGCUGCUCACAGACACACUCUACUCACCACUGCCCCCCGACCUGCUGCCCCCCGAGGCCGCCAAGGAGCGGGAGACGCGUCCCUUCCCCCGCACCAUCGUGGCCGUGGAGGUGCAGGACCAGAAGAACGGGGCCACCCACUACUGGACACUGGAGAAGCUCAGGCAACGGCUGGACCUGAUGCGGGAAAUGUAUGACCGGGCGGCUGAGGUCCCCUCCAGCGUCAUCGAGGACUGUGACAAUGUGAUGACCGGCGGGGACCCCUUCUACGACCGCUUCCCCUGGUUCCGGCUGGUGGGCAGUUCAGUGGGCGCUGGCUGCGGCAGCUACCCUCUUCUCGACGCGUGCAUGAGCCAGCGCAUGGCUGCUCCCACCCCCUCCCCCACCUUCUCCAGCCCCGACUCCGACGCCACCGAGCCUGCCCUCGAGGAGCAGAGCGUGGGGGAGGAGGAGGAGGAGGAGGACCUGGAGGACAACGUGUUCCGGGAGCACGCGCUGUGUGGCGGCCGGGACCCAUUUUACGACCGGCCCCCGCUGUUCUGUUUAGUAGGAAGGGCCUUCGUGUACCUCAGCAACCUGCUGUACCCCGUGCCGCUGGUGCACCGCGUGGCCAUCGUCAGUGAGAAGGGCGAGGUCAAGGGCUUCCUGCGCGUGGCCGUCCAGGCCAUCUCAGCCGACGAGGAGGCCCCCGACUACGGCUCCGGCGUGCGUCAAUCGGGCACCGCCAGGAUCUCCUUUGACGACCAGCAUUUUGAGAAGUUCCAGUCUGAGUCCUGCCCGGUGGGGGGCCUGUCCCGAUCCGGGACCUCCCAGGAGGAGCUGCGGAUUGUGGAGGGCCAGGGCGGGGGUGCAGACGCGGGGCCCUCGGCCGACGAGGUCAACAACAACACAUGCUCGGCCAUGUCUCCUGAGGGCCACCUCCUGGACAGUCCCGAGAAGGCUGUGGAUGGGCCGGGGGAAGUGGCGCUGGACCACCUGCGUGUGGGCAGCAUCUUCACCUUCCGGGUGACGGUUCUGCAGGCCGCCAGCAUCUCGGCCGAGUACGCCGACAUCUUCUGCCAAUUCAACUUCAUCCACCGCCACGACGAGGCCUUCUCCACGGAGCCCCUGAAGAACACGGGCAGGGGCCCCCCGCUGGGCUUCUACCAUGUGCAAAACAUCGCCGUGGAGGUGACGCGCUCCUUCGUGGAGUACGUGCGCAGCCAGCCUGUGGUGUUCGAGGUGUUCGGCCACUACCAGCAGCACCCCUUCCCGCCGCUCUGCAAGGACGCCCUCAGCCCCCUGAGGCCCUCCCGUCGACACUUCCCUCGGGUCAUGCCGCUGUCCAAGCCAGUGCCUGCCACCAAACUCAGCACAUUGGCGCGGCCCAGCCCUGGGCCCUGUCACUGCAAAUAUGACCUGCUGGUCUACUUCGAGAUCUGCGAGCUGGAGGCCAACGGAGACUACAUCCCUGCCGUGGUGGACCACCGAGGCGGCAUGCCCUGCAUGGGCACCUUCCUGCUGCACCAGGGCAUCCAGAGGCGCAUCACUGUGACGCUGCUUCACGAGAGCGGCAGCCACAUCCGCUGGAAGGAGGUCCGCGAGCUGGUAGUGGGCCGCAUCCGGAAUACCCCGGAGACAGACGAGCCCCUCAUCGACCCCAACAUCCUCUCUCUCAGCGUGCUCUCUUCCGGCUACGUCCACCCAGCCCAGGAUGACCGGCAGUUUCUUGAUUCGGACAUGCCUAGCGCUCCCUUCGGAGAUGAGUCUAGAACAUUCUACCAGUUUGAGGCCGCGUGGGACAGCUCCAUGCACAACUCGCUGCUGCUGAACCGCGUCACACCCUACCGAGAGAAGAUCUACAUGACACUCUCCGCCUACAUCGAGAUGGAGAACUGCACGCAGCCAGCCGUCAUCACCAAGGACUUCUGCAUGGUCUUCUACUCGAGGGACGCCAAGCUGCCCGCUUCCCGCUCCAUCCGCAGCCUGUUCGGCAGCGGGGGCCUGCGGGCCUCGGAGAGCAACCGGGUGACGGGCGUGUACGAGCUGAGCCUGUGCCAUGUGGCCGACGCGGGCAGCCCAGGGAUGCAGAGGCGGCGCCGGCGGGUGCUGGACACGUCCGUGGCCUACGUGCGGGGCGAGGAGAACCUGGCGGGCUGGAGGCCGCGCAGCGACAGCCUCAUCCUGGACCACCAGUGGGAGCUGGAGAAGCUGAGCCUGCUGCAGGAGGUGGAGAAGACCCGGCACUACCUGCUCCUGCGGGAGAAGCUGGAGGCGGCGCAGCGCCACGGCCCCGAGGCCCUGACCCCGGGCAGCGAGGACGCGGACUCCCGGAGCUCGUCCAGCGCCUCCUCGCCGCUCUCGGCCGACGGGCGCCCCUCGCCCGACGAGGCCCCGAACGAGCGGCAGCGCGAACUGGCUGUCAAGUGCCUGCGCCUCCUCACGCACACCUUCAACCGCGAGUACUCCCACGGCCACGUCUGCGUCAGCGCCAGCGAGAGCAAGCUCUCGGAGAUGUCGGUCACCCUCCUGCGGGACCCGUCCAUGUCCCCCGUGGGGGCGGCCACGCUCACGCCCUCGUCCACGUGCCCGUCCCUUGUGGAGGGCCGGUACGGGGCCACCGACGCGAGGACGCCGCCGCCCUGCUCGCGGCCCGCCAGCCCCGAGCCCGAGCCGCUGCCCGACGCCGCCGCCGCCGCCGGGAAGGCCGCCAGCCCGAGCCCCGCCGCCGCCGAGCCGCCGCGCGCGCUGCUGCCCGACGUGCAGGAAAUCCGCGUGAGCCCCAUCGUGUCCAAGAAGGGCUUCCUGCACUUCCUGGAGCCGCACACGGCCGGCUGGGCCAAGCGCUUCGUGGUGGUGCGCCGGCCCUACGCCUACAUGUACAACAGCGAGCGCGACGCCGUGGAGCGCUUCGUGCUCAACCUGUCCACGGCGCAGGUGGAGUACAGCGAGGACCAGCAGGCCAUGCUCAAGACCCCCAACACCUUCGCCGUGUGCACCGAGCAUCGGGGCAUCCUGCUGCGCGCCAACAGCGACAAGGACAUGCACGACUGGCUCUACGCCUUCAACCCGCUCCUGGCCGGCACCAUCCGGUCCAAGCUGUCGAGACGGAGGUCUGCGCAGAUGCGGGUGUGAGCCCGGCGCCUCGGCCGCCCCCACCCCUGCCGCGUCUGGCCCUCAGUGUCUCUGCCGCCGCCCUCGGGGGACGUGACCCCACGACCCAUCCCGGCUCCCCAGGCCGCUUGUCCCAUCUGCUGUGGGCUGCCCCGAGUGGGGCGGAGCUGGGGCGCGCGCGGGGCACGGGAUCCCCCCGGCUGAGCGGGUAUUUUUCUAAGCCUAGACAGAUACGACUAAUGCUUCGUAGUCAGUGUGCCCGCGGGAACUAACUGAUCGUGUCCUGUUGACAAGUAUUUAUUUCUAACCACCACUAGACUGUAGAACUCCCGACCCCCCACCCCCCACCCCGGUUGAGAGUCUGCCCAGCCUCCACUGACCCCCAGACCGUGCCUGACACAGGGUGAGCCAAGCAAGACUUCCGUGUUGGCCCCUGGGGAGAGUGUUUGGGUCAUGUCCCCCAGGGCCUUCCCCGUGUCUGAUUGUCUCCGUGGGUCCCCUACUGAGGCCCCUCAGAAAUGCACAGCCAGGGGUCCUCUGCCGGCCAAGGAGGUCCACCCUCAGCCAGAGUCCUAUGCCCUCCCAGUCCCCCAAAACGGCCAGCUCGGCCACCCCCACCCAGGCCUGGGGCGCGAAGUUCUGGUUAAUUCUCUGAUUCUCCCGGGAAGCUGCUCAGCCCUGCAGGGGGUGUAAGGAGGAAGUGCAAGGGGGGCGCGGUGCUAGGGCUGGAAGAGGACACGGAGCUUGUCUCACACCCACCUCCCACCCGGCCUCACACCCAGCCUUCACCUGGGCUCACUGCUGAUCUCUCACCUGGGCUCACCGCUGAUCUCUCACCUGGUUUCACCUCGCCUCCGCUCCCGGUCACGUCUCAUCUGACCUCUCUGGCCUCACACUUGACCCCUCACCUGACCUCCCACCUGACCUCCCACCUGGUCUCUUACCUGGUCUCUCCCCUGACCUCUAACCCGAUCUUCCGCCCGACCUUUCUCCUGACCUCACCUGACCUCUCACCUGACCUCCCACUGACCCCACCCCCCUGAUCUCUUACUGACUUCUGAUCUCUCCUGACCUCACCUUAGCUCUCACAGCUGACCUUUGCCACCUGGCCUCACAUCUAAAGCACAGGCUCCACGGCAUUGUCGGGACAGCCCAGUGUGCCGCAUGUGUGACCCACGUGUGGGGGCAGCAGGAACACCAGUUCCGGCUCCCGGGCAGAGGAAUGUAGGACCAUGUUCCAGGAAGAGGGUCCGAGCCCCUCGGUGCCCACUCAGGCCAGCCAGCCUGACACGGCCGCAGGUGCCCGGGGCCAGCCAACCUGCAGAGCACCUGCGUGGAGGGGCCCACCCAGGAGACCCACAGCCAUGGGCCCCCUGGGAGGCUUCGUCCCCGACUGCUGCCCGCCUCUGUGGGGCCCCACGCUUGUGCCCACCCCCCACACUACCCCCACCCACCCCCGAAGAUAAGCCCCUUCACAGCCUGGGUCUUGGUUUCCACAUCCGACGCCUGGAGACAGCUGAGCACCAGGGAAGGCCCCUGGGGAAGGCGGAGGGCCGGGAGGCAGAAGGGAAAGAUCCAGAGGGCCAGCACGCUCGCUCUGUGGUGAUUUAGGGACAGGCUGAGGGCUCCCACCUGUUGGGACUUGAGGAAGGGCCACUGGGUCUUGCAUGAGCCAGUGUGCCCACGGGAGAGGAGGCCCCGGAGGCGCUGUGGUCUCUCUAAGACACCGACAUUCCAUUCACCGUACAUGCACACGCACACACAUGCAAAGUCUGUCCACAUGCACUCACAGGCACACACACAUGUCCACAGGCAUUGACACGGCGCACACACACUUGCACACACGCAGGGCAGCUGGGGUCCUGGUCAGUCCUGCCCCCGCGCCCCUCCGAGUCUGGCUGGCAGGUCCCUGAUGCUCCCAUCACUUCCCCGUGGCACCCGAGGGGCUUCUUUCAUCCAGGGCCUGCAUCAGGCAGGCCCUGGGGAGAGGCCUCGGCUGCUCCCAGACCUGAGCCCCCGUAGUAGUCAUGCCCCAAGUUCCCGUGGCUUGUACAUACGUGGUUGUGUGGCACCCUGCCCCUGCCGUCCGCCCGAGCGUCAGGCUCCUGUACUGUGUCCUCCGCCCGUUGACUCCGAAUAAACGUGGCCCCAUACUCAGCACCAGA